Strongylocentrotus purpuratus (purple sea urchin) is the source of this 2292-nucleotide messenger RNA. RefSeq names its product cholinesterase 1. Lineage: Eukaryota; Metazoa; Echinodermata; Echinoidea; Camarodonta; Strongylocentrotidae. Gene Ontology annotation, biological process: acetylcholine catabolic process; choline metabolic process. The transcript has 10 exons. Gene Ontology annotation, cellular component: plasma membrane. Gene Ontology annotation, molecular function: acetylcholinesterase activity. Bases 283 to 2103 code for a protein of 606 amino acids. The record is from RefSeq and is a predicted model, not a curated record.
GUGGGAGAUAAAAAGCACAAGAAUGAGGGGCUAUAGAGAAAGGAGAAACGAAGGAACUUUGGACAGAAAAAUGUAGGCCUGCAUAUAGAAAUGGACUUUGCUCAGACUAUUUACUUAACUUUACGUUAAAGAUGUGACCUAUUAUUUAGGUCAAGUUGCUCAUGCUGAAGAUAUAGACGGGCAAUUUUGUAUUGAUAUGAUAAUGAUUCAUGUGUUAAAGUCGAACAAACUUUGGGUUUACAUUUAUUGUGCACCGCAGUGGUUUAAAACUUACAACACAAAAUGUCUCCUGCAUUCUCUCGGUGGGUGUUAGUCGUCGCGGCCUUGUUCAUUCAGGGCUCCGUGUCGGCUGUCGACAUCGAGCAGCCCAUCGUAAAGACGUCAACCGCGACUUUCCUGGGAAAGCGACUCGAUAUUCGACCUCAUCAGCUUCCGAACGAUUACCAUCGUAGUGUAUCGGCUUUCACGCGGAUCCCGUACGCCGAGCCGCCCGUAGGCCAACUCAGGUUCACAAGACCCGUCGCCAGGGUUGUCGAGGGGGAGUUCGACGCAACUCGAUCAACUGUGGUUUGUCCGCAACCAAGGAAUGAGAUCUGGGAGAUCAAACCAGAACAGUCGGAAGACUGUCUUACUCUCGAUGUAUUCGUUCCUAAUCCAAAGCCCCACAGUGCGGCGGUUAUGAUGUGGAUACACGGUGGAGGCUACCACAUAGGAACCGGCUCCGUGCCCGGUCAAGUCCCCGCGCCAUUGGCUGCUUUCAAUGACGUCAUCGUGGUCACUAUCAAUUACAGACUUGGACCUUUGGGAUUCUUGGCUACUGGUGACGGGUCCAUACCAGCAAACCUGGGUCUGUUAGAUCAAAGACAAGCUCUUAUCUGGAUUCAACACAAUAUUGAAGCCUUCGGAGGUGACCCUAACAGGGUGACGAUCUUCGGGGAGAGCGCCGGGUCGGCAAGCGUCAAUUUACACCUUCUAUCUACCAUGAGUGCUGGUCUCUUCUCCCGAGCAAUCAUGCAGAGUGGAGCUGUCACACCAACGUGGACCCAUCACAUUGACAUGGCGGAAGCAGUUCAGAUGACCCUUAACGUAGCUAAAGCUGUUGGCUGUGACGUCAAUACUUCAAGCGAAUUGGUGCGGUGUCUUAGACACGUACCAGCUAAAGAUUUCAUUGAUAUCUACAAUGAUGGGUCAUCGGUGAUCUCAAGCGAAUUCUUCGUUCAUCCCGUGGCUGAUGGUCAGUUCUUGCCCGAUGACCCGAUCAAGAUGGCGUCGAAAGGAUCGUUCAAUCGAGUUGACGUCAUGAUCGGCUGCAUGCGGAAUGAGGGAUCUAUCUUCAUCAUCCCCUCCAUGAUGGGUCAGGAAGGUACCGAACCUCUUCCUAUGAACCACUCAACCUUCCGAGAGGUCAUAGCAAUGAACCUACACACGAAUGACCAUAUCACUCUUGAUAUAGCCCAACAUCUGUUUGCAACAGAAGAUGAGUUGUCUGAUCCCGAUGCCGACUUCAUAUCACCUGCUACCAAACUGAUCGGCCAGGCCAUGUUCCUCUGUCCGACCUUUGACCUCUCUGAUGACCUGUCAAGGGCGGGGCGGGACGUGUACUCCUACCUCAUGCCCCAUGUCCCCUCCUUCUCGGUCUGGGGCAGCACGUACGACUGGCUAGGUGCCGCUCACGCCGAGGAUAUCCCUUACGUCUUCGGUUCACCUUUCAUGAGCGAUUCCGAUGGCGACGCCGCACUGACUGGUCGAUUCGGCAACGAACAGGAGGUCGAGAUGUCGCUCCAGAUGAUGAGAUACUGGUCCAAUUUUGCGAAAACCGGGGAUCCGAACUUAUCUACCAAGGACAAAGAAGCUAUUGGUUCCAAAUAUCCAGCUUGGUCCAAGUAUACUCCCUUAGAACCUAGCUACAAAGAGUUCACUCCUCUAUUCGAGAACCGUGCAGGGAAACCCGAUGCAAAGGAAUGCUAUUUCAUGAAGAACCUUGUCCCAACUCUCAGUGCCAACGCAGAAGAGCUGACUCUCCUGAGAUCUCUCUUGGCAGAGAAGGUUCGAGGAGACAGUAAAGAAUCCUGCCACAGCGCGCAGUCGUGUCCUCAACACUGAGGAGAUUCAGCAAUGCGUCAACAUGACGCGGAAAUACAUCGUGUUUUUUUUUUAAGGGGGUGGCACACUGGUAGCAAGUAUUUGUCUAGACUGGGACCACUUAGUCAACAUUUCCCGGUUCUAGAACACCUACCCCCUGGACAUCCAACCCCUGGAUACCCACCCACAGUCAACUACCCCCUAUGACAA